Messenger RNA from Mangifera indica (mango), 757 nucleotides. Its product is annotated as dormancy-associated protein homolog 3. The coding region runs from base 74 to 451 and encodes 125 amino acids. The transcript is spliced from 3 exons. Lineage: Eukaryota; Viridiplantae; Streptophyta; Magnoliopsida; Sapindales; Anacardiaceae. The record is from RefSeq and is a predicted model, not a curated record.
UCUAUCCCGAAUCCAGAUUCUUGUGAGUGAGCGAGAGUCUCGUUAACAGAAGCCGGUCGUGCUAAAUUGCGUCAUGGGGUUACUUGACCAGCUGUGGGACGACACCUUGGCGGGGCCUCGGCCGGAGUCCGGGCUUGGCAUGCUCCGGAAGAACUCCGCCUUCAGUUUCCAAACGAAAUCCGGCAAGGAAUCUAAUGUCGGGAACGUGAGAUCAAACGUUGACGAGCCGCCUUUGGAGGCGACAAAAGUUACACGGAGUAUCAUGAUAGUAAAACCACCUGGUUACCAGAACGGAUCGCCGCCUGUUUCUCCGGCAGGUUCUACUCCUCCGGUAUCUCCUUUCUCUGGUAAUCGAGAGAGUUUUCGGUUUCGUAGAAGGUCUACAUCGGAUGCAUUCGAGAAGGCAAAAGGGGAUGGACUCCGGAGACCUACUACUCCUUUCGACGUGUGAUAUAUAAUGAGGGACUACCGGGGGAGGCAACUAGCUUACUACUCCUGUCGACUGUGUACUGUUCAAAGUUUUCUACGGUUGUGUGUGUGUGUGUGUGUGACUAGUGUGUAUAGGCAUGGCAGUAGCGGGACAUUGAAGAAGGUUUUAAGGUUGACUGUGGUGUGAAGAGAUGAGAAAGGGGAUGCAUGGAGGAGUAGAAGUUUUGUAUGUAUAUAAUGUUGUAUGUAUGUAUGUAUAUAAUAUAGGCAAGUAGUUGUGUAUGUAUUUGUUGUUUUUAGAAUAAAAGUGUAUGGUGGGUUUCAUGGA